GCACUUGCGUGACUGUAAUAUUUAUAGAUCUUACAAUAAAUAAAUGCUUUCCAUCCAUUGACAUGUACACAUAGCUAGCUAGCUCCCUCUCUUUUUUCUAACUACCAUUUCUUGCUUUUUACAUCUCUUCUCUCAUUCAAUCUUCUUCUUCAACUAGUCACAAUUUCAAGAGACACUAGACUUAGUAGAUAGCUACCUUUUCCAUAACACACCAACCAAAUUUUUACAACCUAUGAUAUAUCGUAUCUUUGUUUUCAACACAAACAAGUGAACAACAACAUAGUAUAACAUAGGACAUAGGACAUAGUAGUUUCACCAACACAAAAAGUUAACAAUUGUAAAAACCAAAAUGGGUUGUUGUGCUAGUAGUAACAGAUCUUUAUUGUCAGAAACAAAAAACAAUGAUUUUCAACCAUCAAGAUCUAGCAUUUCUCAUGUCAAAGGUUUAGAAAACAGAGCACCUCCUUCUGUUGAAGAAGAAACAGUUAAGGAAGUGUUGUCUGAAACAUCCAAAUGGAAGAAACCAAAUGAAAGAUUCAAUUUUGAAGUUGAAAAGCCAAAAUGUUUUGAAAAAUUUGAUAGAGAGAAUAGUAAGAUUGAGAAACCGUACUACAAAAUUGAUGAGAUCUCUGAAGUUUCCGAGGUUUGUAGUUUGAGUGAAAGUGUUUCUACAAUCACUGCAACUGAUCGGAGAGAAGAGGAUGAAGAAUCUUGCAAAAGGGUCAAUGGAUCUCCCGCUAAAAUGCGCAAAAAUCGUACCUUUUCCGGUGAAAAACGAGAUUGGACGGCGGGGAAGUCGCCGGUGAGAAGGUCGGAGCAAUCUCCGGCGAAAAGAAAUGGUGGGUCGGUGAGGAUUGUUCAAAAGAGAGAUCAAAUGGGUAAUGGUGGAAUGAAGAAUCAGCCUCUCCGGCGAGACUCCGGCGAAAAUUCCGGCCGGCGAUCUAGGUCGCCGGCGACUCGGACCGACAAUGGGUCAACGAGAUCUGUAGUGGGUCGGAGCUUAUCUGCAAGAAGAAUGAAUCAGUCGCCGGGGAAGGGAAGAACCGCCGCGCCGGAAAAUGAUGGCCGGAAAAUGGAGAAUUCAACAAUGGAGAGUAAAUGGCCAUCAACAACAAAUGAUGAGUCACUGGAAAAUCCACUUGUGUCAUUGGAAUGCUUCAUUUUUCUUUAGGUUUGAUGAACUUAAUUGAUUGCAAAUCAUAGUUGCUAAGUAUGAAUUAUAAAUUUAUGUACUUUCUUUAGUUAAUUGAUUUAAUUAAUAGUGAUAUUAAGUUGGAGAAUGCUAACAA
This is a messenger RNA of Trifolium pratense (red clover), 1289 nucleotides long. RefSeq lists its product as uncharacterized. Lineage: Eukaryota; Viridiplantae; Streptophyta; Magnoliopsida; Fabales; Fabaceae. The transcript has a single exon. The record is from RefSeq and is a predicted model, not a curated record. Bases 350 to 1171 code for a protein of 273 amino acids.